AUGGCUCAGUUGAAAUUCGGGAGGCCGAUUGAAUUCGAUGAGGGUUGGGAAGUUAUGGAGAUGGGUCUCAAAAAGCUUGAGAAGUUGGUCGCAGGAAAGUCUGAUUCGCAGUUCACUCCUGAAGAGCGGAUGAGCCUAUACGAGAUUGUUUACGAUAUGUGUACUCAAAAAGGUCCAUACGACCAUUCUGAAAGGUUGUACAACAAGUACAAGGAGACAUUUGAGGCUUAUCUCUCUUCAGUGGUAUUGCCUUCUCUACAAGAGAAAGAUGAUGGCGAAUCUCUGUUAAGGGAGUUUGUUAAGAGAUGGUCUAAUCAUAAGAUUGACCACGAACGUGAAGGAAAGCAAAUUGAUUCAGCCCUUUUGAAGGAUGUUGUUGGCAUUUUUGUUGAAAUUGGGUUGAAUCAUUAUGAGGAUGAUCUUGAGGCCAAAAUACUGGAUGCCACUGCAGCUUAUUAUUCUCAGAAAGCAGCUUCUUUGUGUAAUUUGGAAGACUCCUCUCCUGAUCACACACUGAAGGUUGAGGAUUGUUUGAAGCUUGAAACGGAUAGAGUCUCACGUUACCUCCAUCCCAGUACUGAACCGAAGUUGCUUGAGGAAGGUGUCGGCUGGAGGAAGAAGAGGAAGAGGGAGUUUUCAUACGUGCAUUAA
Molecule: messenger RNA, 651 nt
Organism: Oldenlandia corymbosa var. corymbosa
Lineage: Eukaryota; Viridiplantae; Streptophyta; Magnoliopsida; Gentianales; Rubiaceae
Source: the annotation of a GenBank genome assembly